AUGAAGUACAAUAUGCUGGUCAUGGGCGGGUUCGCUAUCGCCAUGAGUUUGGCGUGGAUCUUUGAAGGUCGCAAGCUUUUCUCGCCACCCGUUAAGGAUGAGGCAGUUUUUGUCGCUGGGUCUGGGGUCCUGGAUGGUUUUAAUGUCGAUGAAGGUGAGGGGAAAAUGCAGAGUUUUUCAAAGGGCCAGGCCAAGUCUCAUAUCACCCCUUUGUCAGACAGGCCUUAA
Messenger RNA from Penicillium daleae, 228 nucleotides. RefSeq lists its product as uncharacterized. The transcript has a single exon. NCBI's taxonomy places the organism in Eukaryota, Fungi, Ascomycota, Eurotiomycetes, Eurotiales, Aspergillaceae. The record is from RefSeq and is a predicted model, not a curated record. The coding region runs from base 1 to 228 and encodes 75 amino acids.